This is a messenger RNA of Drosophila innubila, 773 nucleotides long. Its product is annotated as larval cuticle protein A2B-like. Lineage: Eukaryota; Metazoa; Arthropoda; Insecta; Diptera; Drosophilidae. Gene Ontology annotation, cellular component: extracellular matrix. The coding region runs from base 41 to 670 and encodes 209 amino acids. The transcript has 2 exons. The record is from RefSeq and is a predicted model, not a curated record.
CUUCUGUAAAGAACUCAACCCAAUCCAAAACCCAAGCAACAUGGCAUUCAAGUUUGUUUUCGCACUCGCCUUCGUCGCAGUCGCCAGCGCCGGUUACGUGCCCCAGGCAUACCACGCAGCUGUUGCUGCCCCAGUUGCCACCUACGCUGCUCCAGUGGCUGUCGCCCAGAAGGUGGUGGUCAAGUCCGAUGAGACAUACGAUCCCCAUCCCCAGUACCGCUUCUCGUACGGCGUCGACGAUCAGGUGACCGGUGACUCCAAGGCUCAGGUCGAGGAGCGUGAUGGUGAUGUGGUCCGUGGAGAGUACUCCCUGGUCGAUGCUGAUGGUUACAAGCGCACAGUCCAGUACACCGCCGAUCCCAUCAACGGUUUCAACGCUGUGGUCAACCGUGAACCCCUCAACGUCGUGAAGACCAUUGCCCAUGCUCCAGUUGCUCAUUAUGCCGCUCCAGCUCCAGUGGCUCACUAUGCUGCCCCAGCUGUUGUGAAGACCGUUGCUCCAGUUGCCCACUAUGCCGCUCCAGCUGUCGCUCACUACGCUGCCCCAACUGUCGUCAAGACUGUUGCUCCAGUUGCCCACUACGCUGCCCCAGCUCAUGUGGCUCACUAUGCUGCCCCAGCUGCUCACUAUGCUACCUACUCCGCACCAGCCGUUGCCUACCAUCAUUAAAGUGUUGAAUCUUUGAUUGUUUAUGUAUAGAAUCGUUGCUCAUAUAACUGUACAUUUAUUUAUUGACAUUAACAAUAAAAUAAUGCAUACAUGAAAAUUAUAA